Messenger RNA from Medioppia subpectinata, 1036 nucleotides. NCBI's taxonomy places the organism in Eukaryota, Metazoa, Arthropoda, Arachnida, Sarcoptiformes, Oppiidae. The record is from the annotation of a GenBank genome assembly.
CUAAUUUAUAUUAAUAUAAUAUUAAUAAUAUAUGGCCCGUCGAUUAUCAUUUGAUUUAACUAGAAACUAUAGAAAUGGUGAUGUUGAACUAAAUUCACCUACCACGCCAGACACACCAUCACCACUAUUGACCAAGCAGCAUAAUAAUAAUAAAUGGCGUUUAAAGUGGCCGGACUUUUGUUGUUGUAGCAAGGACAAAAAUAACAAUGAUCCGAGCAAAAAGGAGAUGGACCUAUCUAAAGAGGUCACUAUUCAAGAGCACAUGUAUACUUUUGAAAAGCUAUGCUCAGAGCUGAAAACCGAUCUAGAUAAUGGAGUGACCGAUAGCGAGGCCAGCUAUCGAUACGCCCGAGACGGACCCAACGCGUUUACCCCACCUAAACAAACGCCCUGGUUCAUUUUGCUCGGUCGCGAAAUGAGCACAGCGUUUGCCAUUAUCAUCUGGAUCGCAUCGGCUAUUAGUUUAAUAUGCUUUUUCGUUAGCGAACCCCGCAAUAUGCAAUACUAUAUUAUAACCAUAGCGUUAGCGUUGGUUGUAAUAAUCACGGGUCUGUACUCGUACUCGCAACAGGCCAGCAGUGCCGAGAUAUUCAAGUCGUUCAAAAGCAUGGUACCUCAGGCAACAGUGGUAAUCAGAGGGGGCAAGCGGAUAGAGGUGCCCGCCGACCGGCUAGUCAUCGGCGAUCUGGUCUACUGUAAGGCCGGCGACCGGAUUCCGGCCGACAUCCGUAUCGUACGGUGCGAGUCAAUGAAAGUGGACAACUCGUCGCUCACCGGCGAGUCUGACCCGCUGUCCCGGUCGCCAGAGGUGGGCCACCAGAAUCCCCUGGAGGCCAAAAAUCUAGCCUUUUUCUCGACCAAUUGCGUGGACGGCUCCGGCUAUGGCAUCGUUGUGGCCAUUGGCGACAAUACCGUGAUGGGUAACAUCGCCCGUCUGGUCACAGGUAUUAAACAGGAGAAAACACCCAUAGGCAUUGAGAUUAGCAGAUUUACCACGAUUAUUACGGUUAUGGCGUGCGUGGAUGGGCUCAUAUUU